This is a messenger RNA of Hordeum vulgare subsp. vulgare (domesticated barley), 1782 nucleotides long. RefSeq names its product E3 ubiquitin-protein ligase At4g11680-like. The coding region runs from base 142 to 1059 and encodes 305 amino acids. Lineage: Eukaryota; Viridiplantae; Streptophyta; Magnoliopsida; Poales; Poaceae. The record is from RefSeq and is a predicted model, not a curated record. The transcript is spliced from 3 exons.
CACUCUUGGCGCCAAAGCAAAGCCGUUAGAUUAUUGGUCACCAUCUCAAACCCAACUCGCCUCUUCCCUCCCACCCAUUUAUCCCUCGAGGCGCGAAACCAACUAUGCCAAUGCCCCUCGUCCCCACCACCGACCACCAUAAUGCCGGCCGCUUCGUCGUCGGCCUCGGCAACGCCCGGAGCCAGCCGCGGCGGCGGUCGGGUCUCCGCUUUCACGAUGCGCGCGGUGGCACGCAUGUCGAGGGCGCGGUGGUUCAUCUUCCUGAGGCGGGUAUACCAGUACCAGAACGGCCCGAGGUCCGACCUGGGCUCCAACCCUUUCAACUCGCCCGGCUGGCUCGCUCUCGAGCUUGGCGUGAUCGUCGCGCAGAUGCUCAUCACCACCACCGUCGUGGCCACCUCCCCCAAGGAGCGCCCCGCGUGGCCGCUCCGGCUCUGGGUCACCGCGUACAACGUUGGCAACGUGCUCAGCCUCCCCCUCCUCUACUGGCGCCACCAACAUUCCUUGGCCGCCAGACGAGGCGACGACCCCGAGAUGCACGGCGCCGGUGACGCUCUAAGGGACAGCUCGUAUCUGAUGAACAAGGCUCGGGCGUUCCUGGAGCUCUUCUUCGCGAUGUGGUUCGUGAUGGGCAACGUGUGGGUGUUCGACGCGCGGCUCGGGUCUUUCCACCGCGCACCGAGGUUGUACGCGCUCUGCAUCGGUCUCCUCGCCUGGAACGCCGUCGUCUACUCGCUCCCCUUCCUCCUCUUCCUCCUGCUCUGCUGCUUCGUCCCGGUCGUCGGGUACGCGCUCGGCUACAACAUGAACUCGGCCUCCGUUGGCCGGGGCGCCUCCGACGAGCAGCUGGACGCGCUGCCGCGGUGGAGGUUCAAGGAGCCCGAUGUGCCGAGAGACCGCGAGAAGGACGAUCAAGAGUGCUGCAUAUGCCUGGCGCAGUACAGGGAGAAGGAGGAGGUGAGGCAGCUGCCGUGCACACACAUGUUCCACCUGAAAUGCGUGGACAGAUGGCUGAGGAUCAUCUCCUCUUGCCCUCUCUGCAAGCAAGAGCUCAGCUGAUCGAUGUCUGCACACAUACGGCGAAACGGUGAUUGAUCAGUGGAGCUUGCAUUCUAAGCCAGAGAUGCGUCAAUCGGAUGGCGGGGCGCGCUCCGAUGCAUGCACCACACCUCACUGACCUCAUUCGCCAACCCUCUACUAACCUAGACACUGACCAGCGAUGGAGACGCCUCUGUUGCAGCUGAAGAUGGAUUAAUUAACCAGCUCGGGCAGGUGGGAAAUGUGUAAAGAAAUUGUUGCUUCCUUUUUGAGAUUUUUCCUCUGCAGAUAUAGUUUCUGAAUAGUAAUAAUCCAUGAGCAGGUGGCCUAUGAUGCAACUACUGUUUUUUCUCCCGCUUAGCUCAGUAACUGCACCAUACCAACUGACAAGAACUUCGUUGGCUGAUCUCAACAAUUACAAGAAGAUAGAUGGACACAAAAACAAGGGGGAAAUAAGAAUUAGGCCACUGCGAUUGUUUGAUCAAUAAUCUCAUAGCAAAUACGUACAUGUGUAUAUGUAUAAGCUCUUACUUACUAAAUGAGCCCAGUUCACACACCUCUACUAAACGUAUAAAGAGUAAUAUAGAACUUUGUCAAAUCGUACCCACUUUCGUAUAGUAGAUGAUACCGGCACGUUGUUGCGGGGAUAUUUUGCAAUUUAUUUCAAAGAUAUUUGAUAUUGAGAGGAACAAUAUGAGUUGUAGUUCCGUAGAAUAUUUAUUAAAUAUGUCAUGCAUGUUUUCA